Messenger RNA from Platichthys flesus (European flounder), 3390 nucleotides. Its product is annotated as nuclear GTPase SLIP-GC-like. The record is from RefSeq and is a predicted model, not a curated record. Gene Ontology annotation, molecular function: GTPase activity. NCBI's taxonomy places the organism in Eukaryota, Metazoa, Chordata, Actinopteri, Pleuronectiformes, Pleuronectidae. Bases 208 to 2514 code for a protein of 768 amino acids. The transcript has 20 exons.
AAUUACGUUUAUUUCGUGUUUGAUUCGCUACAGAGUUUAUGAGGCUCCAUUUAAACAUCCUGAACAAUUUUUUUUAGUGAGUUAUCCCUUUAAACUUGCUGAAUCUUCUUUGUGGGCGGAAGGGCGGGGACUGAAUUUGACGAGUUGCUCAACUGGAGUCAUAUUUGUGCAUUGAAGAGGAUCUCGGAACAUUAUCCUUUCUUGGACAUGGAUGAUUUUGUUUGUAACAAACUAAGGGAGUGGGGUCUCAGCAGGUUGAUACAGACUUUUAAAGAUGAAGAAAUCGAUGAGGUCCACUUUUACAAUCUUGAGGAUGAAGAGAUCAAAGAAUUGAUCCCAAAAGUUGGACCAAGGAAAACAUUCAAGCGACAAUUCAAGUUGUUAAAGGUUUUGCCAUCCACCAGUGAUGCAAAUGAUACAAGAAACAUGGAUAUGAAUCCUAGAGAGGAGUCCAGCCAAUGCCAGUCACCAAGUGUUAAACGUAAAAGGCCGAACUGUGCAGCAGAGGAAUCCAUAAUGUGGGAAGUGCACGACAUAAUGAAAGACGUCAAGAAAAAAAUUCCAAAUGAAGAGGAGUCAGAGCUCAAUGAUUUCCUGAAGAAUAAAAUCUCUGAUUUGGAGACAAGAAAAAGGAUGCUGGUCGGUGUCUUUGGAAAAACCGGGGCUGGAAAGAGCUCUUUGAUAAAUGCCAUUGUUGGAGAGACGAAUCUUCUGCCCUCUGGAAGCAUCUGUGCAUGCACCUCAGUCAUAUUCAAAGUGGAGGCAAACAAUGACAGCAAAAAGUAUGAGGCAGAAAUUGAGUUCAUUAAAAAAGAGGACUGGAAAGAGGAGUUGUGGUUUAACAAGAAUCUCCUGGAGGAUGAUGAUGAUGAUGCUCGUGAUAAGAUGACAGCACUGUACAGAACAGAUUGGAAAUCAAAAUCUGUUGAGGAACUCAUGGACAAGAAAUAUUUCAAAGAAAUUCCGGAAUUCCUCAGUUCGGACAAGAAAAAGUUGAAAUGUGAUUCUGCUAAAGAGCUAAGUGAAAAAAUUGUCAAAUACAUAAGCGCCUCAAGCGAGGAAGACGAUGGAGAGAGACAGUACUGGCCCUUAGUGGAAUGCGUGACUGUCAGGUUGCCUAACAAGGAUCUUCUUAAGCAUGUCACACUUGUGGACCUUCCAGGAAAUGGAGACCGUAACAAGGGCAGAGCCAACAUGUGGAAAAAGAUGGUUGGAAGUUGUUCUACUGUGUGGAUUGUGGCUGACAUUAAUCGAGCAGCAUCAGAGACAGAAGCUUGGGAGAUCCUUCAAAAUGCCAGUAGCCUGAUGGGAAAUAGUGGCGAGUGUCAGCGCAUUCACUUUAUCUGCACCAAGUCUGAUGAUGUUGGUGUGCAGUCAGGAGCUGAUGUUCGUGGUCUUGUGCUCAAAAGAAACGAAGUAGCCAAGCGCCAAGUGAACAAAGAAUUCAAAAAAGAAUACAAACAAUGCAGUGAACAAUUCUCAUUUGAAGUGUUCACUGUGAGCUGCAAGGAGUUUAAUGAAAAUGUACAUCUACAGCCAGAUGACACUGAAAUUCCCAGACUUCGGGAUGUUCUGCAAAGUCUGAAUAACAGUCACCCAGAGGCAUUAAACUAUGUGUCUGGAGCUCGUGGGAUUCUCUCUCUGAUUCAAGGGACAAGAUGCAGGGGCGUGGCUGAAAGUAAAAUGAAGGCUUGCAGCGACCUUGAAGAAAAGAUGCAGCAUGGACUCAAAGUACUCCAAAAAGCAAUCGACGAGAUUUGCAGGACUUUCAAACGAUGCCUCACUGAGGGGGUUAAAGAAUCACAAGAUUCAUGCGAAGGACAGAUGAAGUCCAUGUUACAUCCUGGAAAAAAGGGUGGGGCUUUCCACAAGACAUUGAAGUUUGCUGUUAUGAACAAUGGCGCCUUCAUAGCAAAGAAAGGAAGGAAAAAGAACAUCAACACGAUUUUAAGUUCAAAACUGACUGGCUGCAUUGAUGACGAAUUCAGGAUGACCUUCCCAAAUGAAGAUAAAAGUGGACCAUUCAAGGGCGCCAUUGAUUCGUUUUCACUGGACACAGAGGGGAUGAUUAACACCUACAAAGAUGUUGAUCUGCAACUGCGUUUUCUCAAGACAGAGGAGGACAAACUCAAGACAAAACUCAAAGAAAUCAUCCGGGAGGAUAAGAAAAAAAUCUACAGCAGUCUGACGGAGACAAUUGAGGAAAACAUGCAGAAAUGCUAUACAGACGCUGCUAACUUUACAGGAAAAGGCUCCCUGGAAAACAUGAGGCGCACUAUUGAUGAGCAUGUACAUGAUAAAAAGGACACCAUGUUCAAGAUGGCGAAAGACAACAUGCUGAAGCAACUAAAUGAGCUGAAGGGGAAAAUCUUGGAAACGCUGGAGGAAACCCUGAUGGAAUCAAUCGAGCGGUCACUCUGGACAGAUGACUGCUCAUUCCCAGAUGUUUCAGUAGCGGUUGCCAGGGUGGAGACAUUCUACAGUCAACUGGAAGCCAACCCAAAUCCAAACUGAGCUUUCAAACAAAUGUUCCUUACUGUCAAUGACAAACAAUGACAACACAUUACAAGAAGAACCCAACAAAAAUACACAUUACACUAUAAUACACAUUUUCAUCAAGAUAUUAUCCUUGUUCUCUUUGGUUCUACUUUAAAUUUGUUUUUUUGUACAUUACAUGCAGCGAUUUUAAUGUUUGUUUUGGCAUCGGGCAUUUUCAUCAUGGACUGAUCAUAGUCCAAAAGAAGGUGGCUGACAUGCAGAGGUCCACAGUCUCGUUCAAAUCAGGAACACUGUGGUGAAAAUGCUACAGAUCUUUGCCACUGGGCCCGAAUGGCUUUGUCUUUUCAAUGCUAAAACGUUUUCAUUUUUUUCUGUCAAUGAUUUUAUUUAGUUUCUUGUGUAUUACUUGAUUAGCACAUAAGUGCUUCCGAUAUUAAGGAUGUUUAACGUGAAUCUGAGAUCUUGAAUACCAGUUUUAAUUAUAGGCUGGAUUAGACAUAAACUCUUAGCUUUUCGAGUAAUGAUCUCAGAUGACUUUGUUUCAUUCUACUUUUUAUCUUUUUUUGAUCUUGCUAAAGAUAUUGGAUAAAUGAUUAUUGCUGUGUUCUGGGAGGCAGAAAGGGAAGUGUGAAAACUUGUGGUACUGGUUGGACACCAAAAAUCUGUUAGCUUAUGCGACAUUAUCAUUGUCAUAAUAAAUCGAUGCGAACUUUAUUUACUGUUUUCAGGCCAAACAAUCUCAGUACAGGAAAGCUGAAGGUAUAGAAGUUGUGCAGGUUAUCAAACGCAAGAAUAAUUCAUGCAAGAAAACAGAACAUGCAGACACAUGGAUGGUCUAUCAAUGGGGAUAAAAAUGUUUUUAUUACUCAAAUAAACAAAUGAUCAAACUGA